UUUCAGGUGUUUGAUUAUUAAAGUACCAAGAAACGGUUAUCUCAAUGAGCGACCCCGAAAAAAAUCGGAAAUUAGGUGAAAGUGUGCGUUGUUUACGUGAACAAGGACUAACAUUUUCUCAAAUUUCUCAAGAACUAAAGCAACCGCUAUCGACGUGUUAUUCAGCCAUGAGAUCACUCAAAUUAUCGAAGGACUAUACAGAAACUCUGAAGAUGGUUGUGAAGAAAAGAAAACGUGAUUAUGCUGGAUCCUUACAGUCUAGUGGCAGUUGCUGUUCAAGUUCGGAAUCAGAUCAGUUGGUUGAUGAAUCUCCUUCCCUUCAAACUUCAUCAUCCUUCACUCUUCCAUCACCUACCUAUGCAUCCUACAGUUUGACAUCGACUACAAACCAGCUUUUGCAUGCGGUGAACAAAUCAAUCGAAGCGGCUCCAUGGCAUCAACAGCUUAGUUCCAAUAUGAAAAAUGAAGGGGAGGGCGAAGGACGUUGUGUGACUACUGAUACACCGACGACAUUUCCAAUUGCUGUUACCUCUUUUACCGAUACGGAAACCGUUUCAUCCUUCGUGCCAUAUCGAGAAAUAAAUCAGGAAACCGCUUGUUUUCUGGAAGAGACUAAACGUAUUGCUUCACCAGUACCACUUAAGGGUAACGAUGGCACGAAAGUAACGGUUUUAGAGGGGAAUGCUGAGAAUGCCAUAAGUCAAAAGCUAACAUGGGCUUUGGAACAAUUGGAAAACUCGAAGAAACCUGAUGAAAUUGUACAGCUGAUGAAUGUGAUCGCCAGUGCUUUGAACAUAUUGAAUAGUUUGAGAGUCAAAGAUAAUUCUACGCCAUAAAUUUAAUGACAUUUUUUGAUGUCUUCUGCUCAUUAUGUCUACUGUGUUAAAAACAAC
This is a messenger RNA of Loa loa (African eye worm), 893 nucleotides long. RefSeq lists its product as hypothetical. The record is from RefSeq and is a predicted model, not a curated record. The transcript is spliced from 6 exons. Lineage: Eukaryota; Metazoa; Nematoda; Chromadorea; Rhabditida; Onchocercidae. The coding region runs from base 45 to 836 and encodes 263 amino acids.